Acipenser ruthenus (sterlet) is the source of this 5128-nucleotide messenger RNA. RefSeq names its product fatty acid CoA ligase Acsl3-like. Gene Ontology annotation, cellular component: lipid droplet; endoplasmic reticulum; plasma membrane. Lineage: Eukaryota; Metazoa; Chordata; Actinopteri; Acipenseriformes; Acipenseridae. Bases 556 to 2694 code for a protein of 712 amino acids. The record is from RefSeq and is a predicted model, not a curated record. Gene Ontology annotation, biological process: long-chain fatty acid metabolic process; long-chain fatty-acyl-CoA metabolic process; neuron differentiation. Gene Ontology annotation, molecular function: long-chain fatty acid-CoA ligase activity. The transcript is spliced from 15 exons.
UCGAGUUCCCAUUGCUUGUUCAUACACUUUUCUUCGUGGAUAAAAAGUUACACCAACUGCAUUUCAAAAGACGACAGUGAAUCUACUUUAAUGUGACAUACUUAUUAACUGUGUUCACGCAGCAAAGGAAGGCCCGCGCUGAGGUGUUCUGUUUUGUGAAAGCACAAUACCUACACCUUGCAGUGCUCAGCCAUCACAGCUUUCCUGAAGGCCGGAUGACCGCGAGUAACCCCAUACUGCUCCUCGGUGACAUCAGAGACCGGCCCCCGAGUACGCACCACCUUCUGCGGACCAAUGAGACCGCAGUUUAGCUUGACGACAGUAUAGCCACUUCCGGCAAAUAGCAGGCCGGUGUCAGGAGACAAAUAGUACAAUUACAUUGGUAAAAAAUUAACAUAUAUAUAGAUACAAAUUAGAUUUUAAACAUGGUAGGGUUAUAUUAAUUAGCGAAACGCCCCGGGUUUAACAUCCAGCAGGUAAACAACACGUUGCUGCAUUGCCAAUCCAUCUGAACGCUGUAGAACCCACUGUGCCUGCUUUUAAUCCGUUGCAAGAAUGAAGUUAAAGGAAGAUCUCAACCCUUUUCUUUUACAAGUCUUGCACUCGAUAAUAUGGGUGUACUCUGCUGUAACUUUUCUACCAUGGUACUUUCUGUCUGGAGCAAGUCAGAAACUUUCACGGGCCAAGCGAGUUAAAGCGAGACCUGUGAAUAGCACCCCCGGGAGCCCCUACCGCUCUGUGAACAGCGUGCACUGCCUUGCCUCAGUGCUGUACCCGGGCUGCGACACCCUGGACAAAGUCUUUGAAUUUGCCAAACACAGAUAUAAGGAAAGGGACUGUCUGGGAACUCGGGAGCUGAUCAGCGAGGAAGAUGAGCUCCAGCCAAAUGGGAAAGUUUUCAAAAAGGUAAUCCUUGGCAGGUAUAACUGGCUGACGUAUGCAGAGACCUACCUUGCUGCUGCCCACUUUGGGAGUGGUCUGGCAGCGCUGGGGCAAAAGCCAAAGUCUAAUAUUGCCAUCUUUUGUGAGACAAGAGCCGAGUGGAUAAUUACCGCACAGGCCUGUUUCAUGUACAACUUCCCUCUUGUUACCCUGUAUUCAACCCUGGGAGGACCAGCUAUUGCACAUGGAUUAAAUGAAACUGAGGUCACCCACAUAAUCACCAGCAAAGAUCUCCUUCAAAGCAGACUGAAGGCAAUCCUGCUCCAGGUUCCAAGGUUACAGCACAUCAUAAUUGUUGACGAUAAGCCAACUGCAUGGACAGACUUUCCAAGAGGCAUAAUGGUUCACAAUAUGGCAAUGGUACAAGCACUCGGGGCCAAAACACAAAACAUGUCCAAGCCUCCCAACCAGCCUGUACCUUCGGAUAUUGCAGUCAUCAUGUACACUAGUGGAUCCACAGGGAUACCAAAGGGAGUGAUGAUUUCUCACAGCAAUCUCAUUGCUGGCAUAACCGGGAUGGCUGAAAGGAUUCCUAACCUUGGCAGGGAGCAUGACACUUACAUUGGAUACCUGCCACUGGCCCACGUGCUAGAGCUGAGUGCUGAGCUGGUCUGUGUAUCUCAUGGAUGCCGUAUUGGAUAUUCAUCACCACAGACUUUAGCAGAUCAGUCAACCAAAAUCAAGAAAGGAAGCAAAGGAGAUACAAGCAUGUUGAAGCCCACCCUGAUGGCAGCUGUUCCAGAAAUUAUGGAUCGCAUCUACAAGAAUGUUAUGACAAAAGUGGAAGAGAUGAACAGGGUACAGAGAACCCUCUUUGUUCUAGCUUACAAUUACAAAAUGGAGCAGAUUUCCAAAGGCUACAGUACCCCACUGUGUGACAGUUUUGUUUUCCGAAAGGUGAGAUCUUUACUUGGUGGAAAGACCCGCGUGCUUUUGUCUGGUGGGGCCCCUCUGUCAGCAGCUACCCAGCGAUUCAUGAAUAUCUGCUUUUGCUGCCCGGUAGGGCAAGGAUAUGGGCUCACAGAGACUUGUGGAGCAGGAACAAUUAGUGAAAUGUCAGACUACAGUACCGGCCGUGUAGGAGCUCCCUUGGUGUGCUGUGAGAUCAAAUUGAAGAACUGGGAAGAAGGUGGUUAUUACUGCACAAACAAACCUAACCCCAGGGGGGAGAUUCUAAUUGGUGGUCCAAAUGUCGCGAUGGGAUACUACAAAAACGAAGUGAGAAACAAAGAAGAUUUCUUUGUGGAUGAAAAUGGCCAAAGAUGGUUUUGCACAGGGGACAUUGGAGAGUUUCACCCAGAUGGAUGCCUUAAAAUUGUCGACCGUAAGAAGGAUCUGGUCAAACUUCAAGUUGGAGAAUAUGUGUCUCUAGGAAAGGUUGAAGCUGUUUUGAAAAACUGUUCAUUAAUAGACAACAUCUGCGCAUACGCAAACAGCGAUCAGUCCUAUGUGAUUGGCUUCAUUGUACCCAAUCAGAAGCAACUUCUGGCCCUUGCGGAACUCAAGAAGAUCCGUGGAACCUGGGAGGAGAUCUGCAACAACUCUGAGAUGGAGAAGGAGGUGAUAAGGGUGAUUGCAGAAGCUGCUUUUGGAGGCAAAUUGGAGAAGUUUGAAAUUCCAGUGAAAGUCCGUCUGAGUGCAGAGCCUUGGACCCCAGAGACCGGUCUGGUCACAGACGCUUUCAAGCUGAAAAGGAAGGCACUCAAGACUCACUACCAGGAAGACAUUGAGAGAAUGUAUGGAGGAAAAUAAACCGCUCUGCGACACAGUCACACCCUGCUAUGACAAGCUCCAGUCCAACAGGAAAUACUUGAAUCGCAUUCUACACUUGAGACCAAAAAAAAGGGGGCAGUGGUUAUCCCUUACCUUUGUAACGGUGUGUGGAUGUAUUCGCAAUCUUAUGUUGGUUGGGCAGGUUCAAGGCAAAGUUUUAUGAAAAGCAAAAUUAAAUUAUCAUGAUUUGUUAGAAGAUUUAAAAAAAAAAAAAAAAAAACAGUUUUCUGAAAACUCACCCAAAUGAUUUCCUCCUGAGCCUUCGAGUCUGACGUAACACAAAAUGUGAAAUUGGAUUAUAUGUAAAGCACAGUGCAAUUUGUAGUCUUUGGGUUAUGAUAUGUGCAGGGAUAAAUUAUAAAUUAGGUGAGUUAGGUUAUUUUGAGCCCUCUGUAAAGUAUGUUAGAUGUGUGGGAAGAUCAGUGUUUAAGCCAUGAGAGAUCAUUGAAUGCAAAUGUUUAGAAUUUUAGAAAUGACUAAAUGUUUGUAGCUUUGUGAUGAGAUUAUUGUGUUUGUCAGUUACUUUUACGUUUGUGGAAGACAAUAUUUUAAACCCUUAUUCACAAUGUAUUAGGUGCCUGUCGCAGAAUGUUACCUUGUGUUUUUUAUCUACAAAAAUAGGUUUUAGCUGGAUUGGGUUUUGUUCUGUUUUGGUUUGAAAAGUAAGAAUGCAUGAAUAAACAUUGCAAAAUCUAAUUCUUACCAUAAAAUAUACUGUAUUUAUGAUUUUCUUCAGUGAAUAGGUCAGUAAUGGAAUUACAUUUACCAGUGUCUAAUAACCAGACAGAGAAGUGUCCUGUUUUAAAUGGCUUUAUUUCAAUAUGCAGUUAAAGAUAUAGUGGUUCAACAGUUGGAUUGAUCGAAGGUGCGUUGCUUUUCACCGGCAUAUGCAUGCAUUUUUGAGCCACCCACUAUAAUUGCAUAAAGUGACAUAAUCUAGUCUGGAUAAUAGAAUAAAUGUGCCUGCAGGUCAGGAAUUAUUUAGAAAAGCCCUCGUAAAUAACCGAUAUAUUAAAGUUAGCUGACUUUUUAAACUCUUUACUUUUAGAUUAUUGCUACCAUUAUUAGCCCAAUUUCUUGACAUACGUUUUGAAUUUGUAUUUUAUUUUAUGUUUAUUACAGAUUUGUUGUAUUAAAUAGGAAUUCAUCCCAAAUCGCUCUUGAUGACCUUGUAACAUAAAGGAAUGAAGGAACCAAGUAUAGAUCAGAAGUGUUAGUUACUCAAACCGUUUUUGCAAAUGUUAUUUCCAGAUUUUCUUUGCAGUACGACAGCUUUUACUUACAAAAGUAAGUUUGUGCUUAUAUUAACUUUAAUUUACCCUAUACACGAGACCUAACAAACCAUGUAAGUUGAGCGUGUAAUACACACCAUUUCUUAUUUCAAUGCUGAAAUGGAUACACAGGUUUUCCCACAGUGCACAAAUGUUUACUGGGCACGUUUUUGGAAAAUGUGCAAAAUGACACACUAGGCACUUGCAGUUUUUAAACAUUAUUUAUUGCAAUUAUUUACAUGCAUUAUUAUUAUUUGUUUAUUUAGCAGACGCCUUUAUCCAAGGCGACUUAGAGACUAGGGUGUGUGAACUAUGCAUCAGCUGCAGAGUCACUUACAACUACGUCUCACCCGAAAGAGCACAAGGAGGUUAAGUGACUUGCUCAGGGUCACACAAUGAGUCAGUGGCUAAGGUGGCAUUGUAAUAAAAAAAAUAUUGUACUGUGUAAUUUGGUGACGGAUGAAACUGAGUUCCUUGUUUUGUUUUUCUUUUUUUUUUUUUUUUGUUUCGUGGGGUUUGAACAAAUGUUCUGUGGUCUGACUGAGGUUGUUAUUGUUCCACAAAACUAAAUUAUUUCAACCAAGUUUAUCUUGUUUCUCGUCGCAGUUUUUGUUUGGCUUGAAACAGUCUUGACAACUCAACGAAACCAAUCGCACUGUAGUAAUUUCCAGAAAGUAAUCCCUCCAUCUUCCCAAAAGAAAACGCUAUGCAAUGUGUUUGUAUUACUGCAGAAUGCUAAUUGCUCUUUUGGUUGCCUGUUUAAAUGGUUCAUUGGAUAACAAAGUGUGUAUUAAAGAAUUUGUAAGUAGGCUGGUGAAAUGAAAGUAAGUGUUGUGUAAACAUUUCCAUGUAGUACUGUGCAUACUGGUUCUUUGUAGGGAAAAUGUACAGCUUACACAUCAUGAAAUGUUAAAGGCCCCCCUUUCUCUUACUGUAAAUAUGUGGGUCUGUUACCAAACUUCACUGGACUGGCCAGUUGUAUAAUAACUAUUUUAAUUAUAUUUAAGCUUCGUUAGGAUGACCAGUCAGGUGUUCCCCUCUGGAAAAACUUUUCUGUAAUAUGUGAUUGCAAAUAUAUUCGACUUAUUUAUUUGUAAUAGGCCUUGGGACAAGCAAUGAUAUAAUAAAACUGUCAGGCUUUG